Messenger RNA from Prorocentrum cordatum, 424 nucleotides. The record is from the annotation of a GenBank genome assembly. NCBI's taxonomy places the organism in Eukaryota, Dinophyceae, Prorocentrales, Prorocentraceae.
AUGCCCAGUGCCGCGCUGGACAGGUGGGGCAACCACGACGCCAUGCCGCAGUGGACCAUCCCUCGCGCCCACAAGGCCAAGGACCAGCCGACAGCGGCGGACGGCAUCGAUCCUUGCACCUACCGCACCGAGAGGGACUUCCCGCUCUCGAGGGACGAGCUGCCCAAGGGCAUGCUGACCGGAUCGGCAUCCUCGCCCUCCUUCACGUUCUCCUGGGGCAGCCGCUUCCCCUCCGACGGCCCUCCAGACGCCCGGCGCGACGCCGGACACGGCGCCCGGCGGCAGGCUGCGCGCCACGAGGGGACGAACCUCCCGGGCGUCCCCGGCCCUGGUCAGUAUCGAAGACGGGCAGCUGAGCCUCCUGAGCCACAAGAAGAUCCUGUCGCCGCGGUACACCGUGCCGAGGGCCGCAAGGGUCACGCAG